Messenger RNA from Lathyrus oleraceus (garden pea), 525 nucleotides. RefSeq lists its product as uncharacterized. The coding region runs from base 1 to 525 and encodes 174 amino acids. Lineage: Eukaryota; Viridiplantae; Streptophyta; Magnoliopsida; Fabales; Fabaceae. The record is from RefSeq and is a predicted model, not a curated record. The transcript has a single exon. Gene Ontology annotation, molecular function: nucleic acid binding; RNA-DNA hybrid ribonuclease activity.
AUGAAUCUAAAUGGCGGCUUUACCCCUUUCACAGUAAGGUUGUGCUUUGAUUGUACGAAUAAUGUCGCAGAGUAUGUGGCUUGUAUCCUUGGUCUUGAAGCCGCAAUUGAUCUUCGAAUCAAGAUCCUUGAGGUGUAUGGAGGUUCAGCUUUGGUGAUCUAUCAGGUCAAGGGAGAAUGGGAAACUCGUGAUGCGAAGCUGAUCCUGUAUCGUGCUCAUGUCGUAAAGAUGAUAGAAUACUUUGACGAUAUCACUUUCCAUCACAUCCCAAGAGUAGAAAAUCAAGUGGAUGACGCUUUGGAAACAUUAGCAUCAAUGUACGAAGUCAGAUUCCGUAAUGAAGCCCGACUUAUUCGAAUCGAGCGAAGAGAUGAGCCUGCCUACUGUCAAUUGAUUGAAGAAGAAACUGAUGGUAAACCUUGGCUUCAUGAUAUCAAGCGAUAUCUUCUAAGUCAAGAGUAUCUAGAAAAUGCUACAUUGUUGGAUAAGAAAAUGCUAAGGAGGUUAUCAUCCAAAAAAAUUUGA